Messenger RNA from Microthlaspi erraticum, 1419 nucleotides. NCBI's taxonomy places the organism in Eukaryota, Viridiplantae, Streptophyta, Magnoliopsida, Brassicales, Brassicaceae. The record is from the annotation of a GenBank genome assembly.
AUGGAGCCGCAAAUCCCUCCACCGCUAACCUCUGACUCACUCACGUUCAAGGUGCACCGACGGCAGCCGGAGCUAGUUUCUCCAGCGAAACCAACACCGAGAGAGCUCAAACUACUCUCCGACAUCGACGACCAAGAAGGACUAAGAUUCCACAUUCCCACUAUCUUUUUCUACAGACGCAACCCUACUGCUUGUUACUCCGAUCCGGUCGCAGUGAUUCGGAGAGCCCUCGCAGAGACGCUUGUUCACUUCUACCCGAUGGCAGGUAGACUCCGGGAAGGACCGAACCGGAAACUCGCCGUGGACUGUACCGGCGAAGGUGUGUUGUUCAUCGAGGCAGAUGCGGACGUUACACUUGUUGAGUUUGAAGAUAAGGAUGCUCUUCGUCCUCCUUUCCCUUGCUUUGAAGAGCUUCUUUUUGACGUUGAAGGCUCAAGUGAGGUGCUACACGCACCUAUGAUUCUCAUCCAGGUCACGCGCCUAAAAUGCGGCGGUUUUAUCCUCGCCUUACGUAUCAACCAUGCAAUUGCCGACGCCGCCGGUCUCUCCCUCUUCCUGAAAACGAUGUGCGAAUUCACACGUGGAUCUCACACUCCUACCGUUGCUCCGGCGUGGGAACGUCACCUUCUGAACGCCAGAGUACCGGCGAAUGUGACACAAGCGCACCGCGAGUACGACGAACAGACGUCGGCUCGUACAGAAUGCGCCACCGGCGACGGAGAAACUCUGGUCAGACAGUCCUUCUUCUUCGGCGGCGGCGAGAUGUCCGCCAUAAGGAGGCUUCUCCCAUCUAAUCUCGCCAACCGCAGCACCGAUUUGGAAAUGCUGACUUCAUUCCUGUGGCGUCAUCGCACGGCCGCUCUACGACCGGACCCGAACAAGGAGAUGCGGCUGAUAUUCAUCGUAAACGCGCGUCCCAAGCUCAGAAACCCGCCGCUUCCUCCGGGAUACUACGGAAACGCGUUUGCGUUCCCGGUCGCGAUCGCGACCGCUAGAGAACUAACGGAGAAGCCGUUGGAGUUCGCUCUGAGACUAGUGAAAGACGCGAAAUCGAGCGUGACGGAGGAGUACAUGCGAUCGCUCGCGGAUCUAAUGGCGACGAGUGGGAGACCGGGUUUCAACACCGACGGAGCCUACUUGAUAUCGGACGUCAGAAUUUUCGGAGACGUCGAGUUCGGAAUUUGGGGGAAACCGGUUUACGGAGGAAUCGGGACGGCCGGAGUUUCGAAUCUUCUGGAGUGUAGUUUCUACGUUUCGUUUGAGAACAGAAAAGGUGAGAGAGGGAUCGUUGUACCGGUUUGUUUGCCGGAGAAGGCGAUGAAGAGGUUCGUGGAAGAGCUCGACGCCGUGUUUAACGGUCUAGUCUCAACCAGUAAAGGAAGCAAAAGCAGUAACAAAGUGAUAAUGUCUUCUCUGUAA